AAAGCCCUUCGAUAAAGAGUUGAAAAUUUGAGGUUUUAUCCGGCUCGUGCAGCAAUCACCACAAGCGGCGCCGACUCGACCAGGACUGGGUUGUCCCCCACCGAUUUCCCACCUUCAAUCGGCUGAAGAGAACGAUCCCCAUGGCGGCCGCUGGUGUCGGGAAGAUGUUGCAGAGGCGAAUCCUCUCUCUGUUCGCCUCUAAUCGUGCCCGGAAUCUUCCUCCCACUGAAGCCUCGCAACAUAUGCUUCCUUCUGCAAGUACAUUAUUCAGUAGACACAAUCUUUUUGAAAGAAGCUUGAAGACUCAAGCAGAGGCCAUUGUGGACUGGAAAAAACAAGUCAGGGGCAAAAGGAAUACCGACAAACAGGAGCAGGAGAGCAAUGACAAUUCCGAAGGCAAGUACUCCGUCGUUUCCAACUUGAAAACUUCUUCAAGGCAUGAUCUUGCCCUGGUCUUUACUUGCAAGGUCUGCGAGACAAGAUCGGUGAAGACGGCUUGUCGUGAAUCAUAUGAGAAAGGCGUAGUCGUGGUUAGAUGCAGCGGCUGCAAUAAUCUACACCUGAUAGCAGACCGGCUUGGGUGGUUCGGAGAGCCUGGGAGUGUAGAGGAUCUGUUGGCUGCUCGAGGAGAGGAAAUCAAGAAAGGCUCUGUUGAUACCUUGAAUUUGACUUUGGAGGAUUUAGCUGGAACCAGAAAUUGAGAAUGCUUCUGAAUGUUGCUCGUGUGAAUCACACAUGUUUUCCCUUUAGAAAAAAUUUGAACCUUGAUCUUCUCACUUGUUGGCAGUUGCUUCAGGUUGUAAGGUAGAAUUACUGAAGCCUCUUCAGUGAAUUUUCGCGGAUAUUAUGAGAACAGUAGCUUUGUCAUUA
Molecule: messenger RNA, 870 nt
Organism: Rhodamnia argentea
Lineage: Eukaryota; Viridiplantae; Streptophyta; Magnoliopsida; Myrtales; Myrtaceae
Product: DNL-type zinc finger protein
Exons: 3
Coding region: 141-701 (186 amino acids)
Biological process (GO): protein import into mitochondrial matrix; protein stabilization; protein folding
Cellular component (GO): mitochondrion
Molecular function (GO): protein-folding chaperone binding; zinc ion binding
Source: RefSeq, a predicted model, not a curated record